Messenger RNA from Nomia melanderi (Alkali bee), 1426 nucleotides. Its product is annotated as protein-L-isoaspartate(D-aspartate) O-methyltransferase. Gene Ontology annotation, molecular function: protein-L-isoaspartate (D-aspartate) O-methyltransferase activity. The record is from RefSeq and is a predicted model, not a curated record. NCBI's taxonomy places the organism in Eukaryota, Metazoa, Arthropoda, Insecta, Hymenoptera, Halictidae. Gene Ontology annotation, biological process: protein modification process. Gene Ontology annotation, cellular component: cytoplasm.
UAUGCACGAGUGCGCCAGUACCUGCGCGUCGUACACGAUAAAACUUUUCAUGCGAGACUUUCGUUCGUCGAACAAAAGAUACUGUAGCCACGCGUAACGUUGCAAUUUUUCAAUAGCAAGGAAAUUUCCAGUAGCCAUGAAACGCUGGAAACAGAAAUGGCGGGAACAAUGUAUACCGUACUUUGCGUCUAUGAUCUUUAAAUCUCCGUGAAACUUUGCGAACGCAAUAUUUAAUAAAUUAAUAUAUAACAUUCGUGUAUGUCGACAAUUCGUAACCAGCAAAAUGAUAUUUACUCGUCUACCUACCUAGUUACGGUGCUCGCUGUCUUCGCACGGUACUUGAUCUAUAUUGCUCCCUUGUGCGGUGGCGUACACAUCCCUGGUGCAUUCACACAUGCACGCAGAGCGUAGCGCGACAGUGUCGGAACGUAUCUCUCGUGGCCGGAUAACAGCAAAACAGUUUUGCAGAAAAACAUGGCAUGGCAUUGCAGCGGAUCUACGAAUCAAGAGAUGGUGGCUAAGCUAAAAGAAGCAGGCAUCCUGGCAACGAGCAAAGCAGAAGCAGCCAUGUUAGCUAUAGAUAGAGGAAACUAUUGUCACGAACCGGAACCAUACCUAGAUCGACCGAGAAGAAUUGGAUUUAAUGUAACUAUUAGCGCUCCUCACAUGCAUGCCAAUGCAUUGUCCAUCCUGACCGAUCAAUUAUUUGAGGGAGCGAAAGCGCUGGAUGUAGGUUCUGGAUCUGGUUAUUUAACAGCGUGUAUGGCAUUUAUGGUAGGCGCGGGUGGUCGUGUGAUCGGCAUCGAUCACAUUCCUGAACUGAUCGAGUUCUCCAAGAAAAAUGUACAGAAGGAUUGCUCCCAUUUUCUCAAAGAAGGCCGUAUUAAAUUUGUUGUGGGAGACGGUAGAUUGGGACACGCUGCCGAUGGCCCCUACAACGCGAUUCACGUUGGAGCAGCAGCAGAAGUUUUACCGCAGCAGUUGGUAGACCAAUUAGCUGUCGGAGGACGUCUAAUUUGUCCGGUAGUUACCAUAGAAGGAUUCCAAAGGCUUCAGGAUUUCCUGCAAGUGGAUAAAAAUGCCGAUGGCACGAUCACAAAGAAAAAACUCAUGCACGUUUCUUAUGUACCUCUUACCGAUCCUGCCACUCAAUUACACAACGAUUAAUGUGCAAUCGUGAACUUUUAGAAAUCGUUUAGAAAAAUUGUUGCGUUUCAAGUUCAAGUCAUCGAUAGUGAUGCCGAUCGAUGAAAUUCAAUCGAAAUAAUUCCUUAUCCACAGCGGAUCGAAUGUUUCCAAAUUAGAAAUUUCUUACUGGAGUAAGCAUCAAUAAACUAUAUUUUCAUUAAAUCGAGUAAAUGAUUCAACUUUUCACAUUAAAUCUAUACAAAUCUUAUAGCUUGUAGCUUCGUAUCGAGAACGCCGC